AUGCUUCAAAUUUUGGCAUUUCUACUCUCUCUGUCGGUGUCCAGUCUGCACGGUGAACUGCUGCAGGUCACUGGCGGCGACAAAUGCUCGUCCAAUGAUUAUACGGUGGGCUACGGGUAUAAGGUUUGGUACAACGCCACUGAAAUUCCCACAGCGGAUGGCACAGUGGAGUUGAAGUUUUACGUGCAAGCGGAAAGUGAUGCGCACGUCAUGUUGGCCAGAGAACCGGCGUUGCCCGGAUACGAAAUCGUUCUCGGAGGCGGGUCCAACACGUUUGGAGAUAUACGUAAAUUCGACGGGAAGUUCACGUCGAUGGCCACCGUAGGCCCGAAGAAAUUCCUUGACCCGGCAGACCCCGUCGGCUUUUUGGUGCGCGCGUCCAAGCAGUCCGGUCUGAUCGAGGUCUUUAGAAAUGACGAGAACUUGCCGAUCAUUUUUUGGAAGGACCCGGAGCCGAUACCGGUCAAUUAUUAUAGCUUCAGCUCGUGGGGCCCGGUUGUCGGCAAAUGGAUGUUCAGGUGCAAGCCCGACCCGCUAGUGAAGCCGAAGAUGCCGCCGGAUGCGAGAGAGAGAAUCGAUUAUACCAAGAAAUUCUAUACACACAUGGAACAACUCAGGAGAGAAGUAGUGAAAAAGCGCGGUCUGUACGGAGGUGACCCGACGACGGACUCGAAGCAAGUGUUAAACGUGGAGCUAACCAGUACAUUUAAGUUCAUUCAUCUGGACGUCAUGACUUCCACGCUCACACUUCAGGGUGUCUCCAAUUUCGAAUGGACGGACAACAGUAUCCAUUGGAAUCCUCAAGACUAUAAAAAUAUUUCCAAAUUACAUUUAUCGAACUACGAACUAUGGCAACCCGAACUCGUACUACACAAUGCAAUGGAUCCGGCUUCGAGCAUGUUUUACGGAUCGAAAGUGUCCGUGGACAACAACGGCAAUGUCACAUGGAGACCUAAAUUUGACAUUAGAACCAAAUGCAACAUCGACUUGACGUCGUGGCCGUGGGACAAACACAAGUGUAUCAUACUGUUGAGCACUUGGUCGCAUAAAAUAUCCAAUGUCUUCUACGAAGUCAAAGGCAGCCAAAAUAACGAAUGUUUUCAAGUGUCCCAUUCGGAUUGGAGAGUCGACAGGAUGACAGGCGCGUACGUGAAUGUCAGCACUCCGUGGGACGAUAUCGUGGCAGCCAUCAACGACGACGUCGACCGUAGUUUCGAAGACCCCCGCGCCCCCCCUCAACUUGCACUGGAAAUCGUGGUCGAAAUAUCUAGAAACACGAAGAUUUUCGAGAAACUGUUUUACGUCCCGUUAAUACUGAUCAGUUGUGUAUGGCUGUCGUCUUUCGGCGUAAUGCCCAAUUCCUCAUCAAAAAUCAUGACAAUUUGUGUGUCAAUUAUAACUUCAAUAUUGAUAAUUGCAUACAUGACCAAGUAUGUACCGAUUUUCGCUGAAUUUCCACCAGACUUGAUGCUCGGAUAUUUGAAACUUAUCCUGCUGAUAUCGAUGGACGCGUUCAUCUCGUCGCUGCUCAUAACGGUGCACAGUCGCAAAACGACAAUCGGCCAUCCUCCGUUCGAGUUAACUAGAUUCCUCACCACGCCCAUCGUGACGAAAAUUCUGGCCUUGCCAAAAUUGGAUUCGCCCCGGACCCUCGUCUGCAACCAGUUGGACCAAAGACCCGACGCAGGACACGAUACCACUACCACCCUAUGGGAUAUCGUCAUAGUGGCCUUCGAGCGAAUCAUAUUCAUAGUGUUUUUCGUGAUCACCGUGGCCGUAUUGCGGUCGGUCAAAAUUUCCUUUUCGGCUCUGUUUUGA
This is a messenger RNA of Macrosiphum euphorbiae (potato aphid), 1818 nucleotides long. Lineage: Eukaryota; Metazoa; Arthropoda; Insecta; Hemiptera; Aphididae. The record is from the annotation of a GenBank genome assembly.